AUGAACAGUGAUCAAAGUCCUGGAAGUCCACUAGACUUAAGUGAUCGUGAACAGGCAGUUUUAAUGGAUCCCAUCGAUCAUGCCCGCGCCAGAUAUCCUUACUGUAUAGUUUGGACUCCCAUUCCUGUGCUAACAUGGAUAUUCCCGUUCCUUGGUCAUAUGGGUAUUUGCAUGUCAAAUGGCGUUAUUCGUGAUUUCGCCGGCCCAUAUUUUGUAUCAGAAGAUCUUAUGGCGUUUGGAAACCCCACUAAGUACUGGCAGUUGUCACCACAGAAGGCAACUAAUGGUCAGGCGGGGUGGGACGCGGCAGUAGCAGAGGCCUCAGAAAUAUAUAAAAAAAGAAUGCACAUAAUAUUCUAUGAUAACUGUCACUCACAUGUGGCCGCAGCACUCAACAUCAUGAACUACGGUGGCUGUAAGAACUGGAACAUGGUGAAGCUGGCUUUUUACAUGAUACCAUAUUCUAAAUAUGUCAGGUCAACUCCAUCUCAGUACUAA
Danaus chrysippus (African queen) is the source of this 498-nucleotide messenger RNA. The record is from the annotation of a GenBank genome assembly. Lineage: Eukaryota; Metazoa; Arthropoda; Insecta; Lepidoptera; Nymphalidae.